GCUGGAAGGCCAAUGGGAGCACGUGUGGCAAGUGCCCGGUUAGGCUGCGCGAGUUCCGGCCGUGCGCGCGCUCCUCUUCGGGCUGCUGCGGGGCGAGGAGGCCGUGAUCUGCCUCGGCGCUGGUGUUCGCCACCAGGUGAGGAAGAUGCAGGGCAAUAAGGGCUUCAACAUGGAGAAGCAGAACCAUACUCCACGGAAGCAACACCAGCACCAGCAGCACCCGCCGCCGUCCAUCCCCGCCAACGGGCAGCAGGCCAACAGCCAGAGUGAGUCCCGGGCCCGCCGCGGGGGGCCGCCCGGCCCCGCUUUGGAGCAGCUGUGUACCUUAUUCCCCUCAGAUGAAGGCCUGACUAUUGACCUGAAGAAUUUCCGGAAACCUGGUGAAAAGACCUUCACCCAAAGAAGCCGCCUGUUUGUGGGGAAUCUGCCCCCAGAUAUUACAGAGGAAGAGAUGAGAAAGUUAUUUGAGAAGUAUGGCAAGGCAGGUGAAGUCUUCAUACACAAGGACAAAGGCUUUGGCUUUAUCAGGCUGGAAACUCGCACUCUGGCAGAGAUUGCAAAGGUGGAACUAGACAACAUGCCUCUACGUGGGAAGCAGCUAAGAGUGCGUUUUGCAUGCCACAGCGCAUCGCUGACAGUCAGGAACCUGCCUCAGUUUGUGUCCAAUGAGCUCCUGGAGGAAGCCUUCUCAGUGUUUGGCCAGGUGGAAAGGGCUGUGGUUAUUGUGGAUGACAGAGGACGAUCCUCUGGAAAAGGCAUUGUGGAGUUCUCAGGGAAGCCUGCUGCUAGGAAGGCCCUGGAUAGAUGUAGUGAUGGGUCUUUCCUGCUAACCACAUUCCCUCGGCCUGUCACUGUGGAGCCCAUGGAUCAGUAUGAUGAUGAAGAGGGACUACCAGAGAAGCUAGUCAUCAAAAACCAGCAAUAUCACAAGGAGCGUGAGCAGCCACCUCGAUUUGCACAGCCUGGCAGCUUUGAGUAUGAAUAUGCCAUGCGUUGGAAGGCUCUAAUAGAAAUGGAGAAGCAGCAGCAAGAACAAGUAGACCGCAACAUCAAGGAAGCUCGAGAGAAGCUGGAAAUGGAAAUGGAAGCAGCUCGCCAUGAGCACCAGGUUAUGCUCAUGCGGCAAGAUCUAAUGAGACGCCAGGAAGAGCUGAGGAGAAUGGAGGAAUUGCAUAACCAAGAAGUACAAAAACGUAAACAGUUGGAACUCAGGCAAGAAGAAGAACGCAGGCGCCGUGAAGAGGAAAUGAGAAGGCAGCAAGAAGAGAUGAUGAGACGCCAGCAGGAAGGCUUUAAAGGGAAUUUUGCUGAUGCGAGGGAGCCACCAGACAUGCGAAUGGGACAGAUGGGUAUGGGAGGUACCAUUGGCAUGAACAAUAGAGGAGCUAUGGGUGGUACCAAUGUCCCAGCUGCUGCACCUCCUUCGACUGGUCCUGGAGCUAUGAUACCUGACGGAGCCAUGGGAAUGACUCCACCACCACCUGCAGAUCGCUUUGGCCAGGGCGGUGCAAUGGAAGGCCUCGGAGCGAUGGGAGGGAACCCACCUGCCUUCAACAGAGGAAAUCCAGGGGGUGAUUUCGGCCCUAACAAGCGUCGCAGAUACUAACAGGAUUAAGCUACCCCCUGCACAUGCCCCAAAAAGGAAAGGAAUCUUGGCAGGCCACACAGGGUUCAGCUUGGGGUGGGGGGAGGGAUAUAUUAAAAACAGUUAAUUAGGGCCUGUUUUGGUAAAGCCACUCUAGGACAAGGGGAGUGCAGUCUGACUGGUAAAGGUUUUAGAAAAUUUCAUGUGGUGCAUUCCUAUAAUUUCAAUGUGAAAAAUGGAAUCUGGGAGGCUGGCAUUGUUCAAUAACGGUAAGAUCUGGCAAGGACCCUACUGCCUUGACCAUUCCAGGUUUCUUAUUUACAGGCAGAGUCCUGAGACUAAACUAGAGAAAAUUGCGGUAUGUCUUGGCAUUUUUUUAGUGUAGCGUACCUUGCUUAAGAGCACAGGCAAGUCUCUGGAGAACUAGGGCAGCAUCUGGGUACUUUGCAGCUCCCAUGUUUCUGUAAAUUUAUAUAGCUCCAAAUGAUCCGUCAUGUAGUGAAUUGGGGGAGAUUUUAUGUUUGUUUCUUUUUUUUCUCUUUUUUCUCCUAACUUGUAGUUAUUCUUUUUAUCUGGACCAUCUGUUUCUUUAAAGUAGUUGACUGUCAUGUGCAGCCUGAAUGGCUGGAGGCUCUUGUUUGGAUGGAUUUAUUGAUAAUGUGUUGUAUCGCUGUUUAUUUUUACUGGUAGUAAAGUACAAUCUAUUGGACAAAGAUACUGUAUCUCAUGCUGAAGACUUAACCGAAACAAAUGUUUGUAUAAUCUUAACCUUGCCUUGUCUUUUGUGUAGAAGUACUACAAGAUUUUUUCAUUUAGUGUAAACUGUUUGAACACAAGCUGUAAUUUCCCACUAACAAGUUUGAGUUUGUCUGAGGAAUGUUACAGGAAUGCAUUAUUAAAGUGGAUUUUAAGCCUU
Messenger RNA from Phalacrocorax carbo (great cormorant), 2501 nucleotides. Lineage: Eukaryota; Metazoa; Chordata; Aves; Suliformes; Phalacrocoracidae. The record is from RefSeq and is a predicted model, not a curated record.